Dermacentor silvarum is the source of this 671-nucleotide messenger RNA. RefSeq lists its product as uncharacterized. The transcript is spliced from 4 exons. The coding region runs from base 14 to 355 and encodes 113 amino acids. Lineage: Eukaryota; Metazoa; Arthropoda; Arachnida; Ixodida; Ixodidae. The record is from RefSeq and is a predicted model, not a curated record.
UGCUUAUUCAGCCAUGGUCAUCAGGACGUGCGGCAACUUCAUUUACACUGCGUCUGUAGCUUGUUACGAAUUCUUCAUACUGCCAAGAACUGUUGUCAACGUUAUCAAGAUUGCGAGCUGGAUACCUACUGAUCUGCGCUUGUGGUACGGGGUAUUCUGGCUGGUCAUUGAGGUGUACGUGCUCUCCCGCUUGCACGUCUAUACCAGCCGCCUGAGAGAGGCAUCGUCGGAGGCCACAUACACGUCGCCGUUGCCGGGGGCAGAGCCCGAAUGCCAGGGGUCGCCACCGGACUCGCCGAGCACCACCACCCCCGAACAACAGCAGAGCCCGGAACGCCCCAGGGCCUCGCCGUAGCUCCCUCGCCCUCUGCCUCGAUUUUGGCUGUGGCGAAUGUGCGCAGUCGGGAGACUUGGACGCGUGUGCAACGACGCUAGUGUUUCUCCGCUAUGUUCUAUGCGCUUUCUAUCCGUUUUAUUCCGAUCGAUUUCAUGUUUCCCGUGAGCUACUAAAUUAUACCUGCAAGAAUGCUGGCAUAGAUGUUUAUUCCAUUAUACGUCACGAAAAUUGACCAAUUUGUUUUUCGGAACGUGAACGUUUUUCAAGCCAACCUCUUUUUUAUGUUGUGAUGUGUUGCCAUAGUUUGUAUUGCUUUAACACUGUAGAAAUUGUG